CCGGAUAUCCAUGUUGAAACAUAGCGGAUUCUCCCGCCAACAUGGCAGCACUGAGCCGCAGCAUCCGUGAAGAAGGAAGAAGCAGCAGGCACAGGCGGCAGCAGCACGGACAGCAGCCAUGGCAGAAUCCGGCGUAACAACAGUCGAGUAACAGACUCGAUGCAGCAGAGGCCGCGGCAGAGCAGAACAGAGCAGAGCAGCAGACACAGCAGUACCGUUGUUCGACAUUCCGACAUUUUGCGUGAAAUGCCUCAGUCGACGUCGAAUGGGCCACGUGUACGGACAUGCGGCGCGAAUUCUUAGAAGAAACUAACGGUAACAACCAAAAACAUCGCGAUUCGGCAUUCCGGAAGAAAAUCCAGUGAAGUUCGUAACGAAAGAGUUCUUGAAAGAUUUCAACCAUUUUGUUUUUGGUAUUUAAUUUCAAAUAAUCGUGCCGGUUUGGUAUUUUUUUUCGAAAUUAUUUUUGUUGGUUGUUUUUUUUUUUGGAAAAGUGAAAAGUGGCGGAGAAGUGUGCGAGAAGAGAAGAGAAGAGAAGAGAUAGAGAAGAAGUGUGUGCGGGGGUGUGUGUGUGUGCCAAAAAGGCGAAAAGUUUGUGCCGGCUUGGAGAAAUGCGCGCCAAAAUUUCGACACAAACAAAUGUCAAAUAAAACGAAUGGCGGAGAAAAUAAUCAAAAUAACAUUUCAAUCAGGAAAGGAUAUAAUCCAAAAAAAAAAUAAUCUGAAGAGCAUGAACGGGGAAUCGAACUGAAAUAAACAACAUUAAUCUGUUGUUGUUGGCGGCCAUCUAAGGAGCGUCGAAUUAAUAAAUGAUUUAAGCAUCGGUAUGGUGUAUGAUUAACAUACGCAUUUGUACGCACGCCGGGAUUUUUGCGUUACGUGUGGAGAAGCACUUGCCAUUGCGAGCGAGCGAGACGGAGACAAUAAGACUGAAGCUGGCAAAUCUCACGCAAAAUGCUAGCAAGAAGAAGAACCGGCACCUCCAACUCACAACAACAACAACAACAACACCUAGAAGAAGAAGAGAAAGAGCAACAAAUACAACAACAAAAUCAAAAAUUAAUCCUUCGCCCAGGACUCUGGCUGCUAAUGUUGCUAAUUGUUGGCCAAGCAGUUAACGUUUCUGCCGCCAGCGAGGACAUCAUCGUCGCAAACACUUCCUCCCAAAUCCAUGAGUCGAAGACGCCCGCCAUCCGGCGGCAGGAUAUGGCCGAGGGAGAAGAGUCCUGGACGGAGCCACAGCGGUUGACCCUGGCGAGGCCGCCUCGGGCUGGCAGGAGCGAACGACAGGCGGAGGAGGAUCAGGUGGACAGGUGCCGGCUGUUCGUCGAGGGGGAUCCCACCAAGAACGAGCUAUACAGCCCCGAGUAUCCCAACCUGUAUCCGAAGAACAUCAACUGCACGCGAGUGAUUGUGGCGCCAAAGGGCCAAGUCAUACGCCUGGACUUUCGCAACUCCUUCAAUAUCGAGGCCAAGGAGGAGUGCAAAUUUGAUUUCCUCGAAAUACGAGAUGGUCAGUAUGGUUUCUCAACGUCAUUGGGAAAAUUCUGUGGCACUGAUUUCCCGCCGGAAAUCACCUCCAAGGAGCGCUAUUUGUGGCUGCACUUUCACUCCGAUGAGACCAUCGAGUACACGGGCUUCAGUGCCGUCUAUGAGUUUCUGGACAGGAAUCGGGAUGCCCCCAGUACGGAUCUCAACUGCACCAUCGAGCGGGAUGGUUACGAGGGAUUUGUAAACUCCACGGAUGUUCCGGCGGAGAUCCGAGAGCAGGUGAUCCGGAAUAAGGUCCCUUUGGACUGCAUUUGGCGUAUUCAAGUCAGGGAGAACUGGAAGAUUUUCAUCAAGUUCCUGGAAUUUAAGCUGAGCAAACCCAAUGAUUGUGAGACAAAUUUUUUGGACUUUUUCCCCGAACAGACCGUCAUGCCUUUGAGAGUCAAGAACUUUUGCGGGUCGGCUGGUGAGAGUAUUACGGCGGAAUCGAAUAUUCUACAUUUGCGAUUCUAUGCAGAUCCCAACGCGAUUAACUCAACAUUCGGGAUUCUGUAUACGGCGUUCCGGGAUAAAGGAGCAGCCUGCACUGUGGACGAAUACGAUUGCGACGACGCGACCUGCAUUUCAAAGGAUUUGGAAUGUAAUCAGCUUGACAAUUGUAAAUUUCGAUGGGACGAGGAGAACUGUGGGACUGAAACCCAGGGCCAGUCGGAGCAUGUGAUCAUCAUUGUGGUUGUCUUUGGACUGAUACUCGGCGGCAUGGUUAUGACUUUCAUCGUCAACUGCAUCCGCAAGAUAAUACGUGAUCAGAAGAUAAUUCGGGAACACAUCCGGGAGUCCAAGGAGAGUAAGCUGGACGAGAUGGGUCGCAACUCCAAGGCCCGUUCCAGAGAGAACAUCUCGAGGCAAAAACAUUCGCAAACAUCGCUGCAGAUCCUGGACGACGUCUCGAGCAGAUAUUACCGCGAGGCAGUGCCCCUCUCGUCGGCCUCCAGCAAGGCGGACUUCAAGGACAAGGAGCACAGUAUCCUGCGAAGGCAUGCGGACCUGGCCCAAACGAGUCUCGGCGGUGGCGGCGGCGAUGAUGGGGAGUCGAGUUCGACCACCACAGCUACCCACAAGAUGAUGACGAAGGCCUCGAUGUCCGCCGCUCCCAUUGGUGCCUGCGACAUGGGCUGCCAAACGAGGGAAUCGCUAUAUGUCAACAGUCCCGGAAUCGGACCCUCGCCCGGUUCUGUGCCCGGACCCGGAGCCGGAAUGGGUAGUGUUGCCAUUGGCGGAAUAGUCGCUGCUGGUCCUGGUCCUGGUCCUGGCGGCGGAGUUGCUACUUUAAUGAGACAAAAGUCCAGCUCCUCGUCCUUGGGCGGUGGCAGUGGAGUGGGCGUGGGCGUGGGUAUGGUGGCGACAAUGAUGCCACCGCCUCCGCCGAGAUUCUUCUCCACCUUCGGCUAUGAGCCAUCGCCGGGCGUGGGGCAUGGAAGCACGUUGACACGGCGCAGCAUGCAACAUCCCCAGCAACAUCCCCAGCAGCAGCAGCAGCAGCAGCAGCAGCAGCAGCAGCAGCAGCAACAACAGCAGAUGAUUGUGCCGCGCCAGGAGUCCCUGGAGCUGGAGGAGCGGCACAGUGGACGUUCGCACUACGGCGGAUUGUUGGUGGCCUCGACGGCGAAGCCACCACAGGAGAUCUGUCAUCACCACCAUCAGCAUCAGCAGCAGCAGCAGCAACAUCAGCAGCAAAGGUUGCAUCAUGCUCAUCCUGCACACCCACAUCCACCGAGUGUGGCCGCCCGCCUGCCGGUGAUGAAAGGACAUGGCAUGGGAAUCGUCCCAGGACAGACAACGAUCCUGCCCGGCGGCGGCAACAAGCAGCAGCAGCAGCAACAUCAACAGCAGCAGCAACAGCAGCAGCAGCAACAUCAGGCGCCCAAGAACGAGGAGUCGAAAGUGUUCAUCGACAUACGGAAUUCAGCACCAGACGUGAUUAUCAUGACGUCCCAUUGACAUUUAAGGAUUGCCCGCCAAUCAGCAACAACAACAAGAGCAGGAGAAGCAGGAGCAGGAGAAAAAAGGAGCAGUCGAAAGGACGACAGGAUGAGCAACAACAACUGGACAUUGGCCAACAUAUUAACCGCAGCCGGAGCGUCGCUGAUGACACAACACGAAGGACGACGCGAAGGACGACACGAGGGAUGCGAAGGAAACAACGGAAACGCUUUGCAAUCAGCCAGGAGGCUGUGGAGGGCGUGGCAUUCAACCCGACCAACUGCAUCCUGUUUUUUGCAUCCUGCAGGACUCGUUUCGCACUUCCUUUAUGGCCAUUCGACGCCUUGUUUUUAAAGCGCUCUUUAAAUGGCCACCAAAACACUUCUGGCCAAGGAAAUUACCGAAAUGAAUCCUUAAACUUUUUUUUUUUUUAUUUUUAACAAUUUUAAAACUUUUGCCAUAAACUAUUCGGGCGAAAAGUUUUUAACGCGAUUAUAUUGGGAAUUUAUUUUCACACUUAUCGGUGGCCAGGCAGAAACCCCCAAAAAUCAAUAACAAUCAAAAUAAUAACAAUGCAGGUAUUUGUUGAUGUUUUAAUUCUUUGCGUACAUGUUUUUAUUUAUUUUUCAACUCUCUAAGGAUUAUUGAAUAUUUAUACCAAUUUGUUAGGUUCAAGGAUCCUUUAAAGGAUAUUUAAAAAGGGAAUUAUGAUUAUAGGAAUGUGUUUUGUUUUCUAAUCAAGAGAUCCUAAAAUCUAUCUUGUAAUUUUUAUUCUAAAAGUUAAUUAGCAAAUUUUAAAUUAAAGUUAGUCAAGUCCCUCCUUAAUUAUUAUUUAAAUAGUUUUUCUCUAUUCUUAACAUUCAUUUUUCUCAGUGACUUGAAUUGUUUUAUUUUAUUUGUAAAAUUGCAACAGAAUUCUUUGGUGAUUUCAAAGAAAAUUAAGAAGUGCUCUCCCGAAAACAUCCUCCGAAGUGGCGAGCCUCGGAAAUGUAAGCCAAUUGGUAGCUAGUCUUUAAGACGAGGCUAGUGGCUCCCGGCUCUGGUCUAGACAAAUGGAAGAUGUGUCCGGUCCAGCCCCUUUGUAAUAUACCGCCGGGGCACUGCCGUAGUCGUAGCCGUAGCCUGUUCCAGUUGUUGCCGCCGGACCGCAAUUGCUGGCGACAUUUGCCGGACAUUUGCAGAGACAGCGGCAUUUUCUGGUCGAAAACAAUGCGAGAGAACUUGGGACACAGAAGCGGAUACGGAAUCGGAUGAGUUUGUUUUGGGGGGAAGAUAGGGGAAUACAGGAAAGUGGACAGUGGACAGUGGGCAGUGGACAGUGGGCGGGCAGACACUAAGCAGACCAGACCCUGUUGACAACAUGGCGUAUGAGCAACAUGUCCCAGAACAUUGUUAUCGGGCUCCAUCUGUACCUUUUUCCGCCGUACUCCGUAGCCCAUAACCCGUUUCUCUAUUCUCCGUAACCCGUAAUCCCCAAACCCGUAACCCGUAACCCGUAACAAACAAAAAACAAAAAGAAAAUGAAACGUUCAUGUUCAGACUGUUGGAAAAAUAGUGCUCGGACAGGAACUUCUUCAUUUACAUGCAUUAGGAACGUGGUCCAUUUCCACGACCAUGUCGCGACCAAAGUCCAUUCAUCACGGGCACGUGCUUGGGUCCUCCACUUUGCUUUCCCACUUUCUCCGCUUUAGCUUUCUGCUUUCCCCAUUACCUUUCUCCUCGCUUUUUCCUGGAUUUUUUUUUCUGGUUAUUUCUAGCAAUUUGCGUGAAAAUAGUUUUCUAAGUGAUUUCAAAAUGCUUCCCACCAGCCAUGCUCCAGACACUUUUAUUAAAUUAAUUCUGGUUCUGGUUCUGGUUCUGGGUUGGCAUCAAAAACUACUACGUACCACUUUUUUAACCCACUAAAGCCGGAAUUAGCUAGAGUUUCUAGUGGCAGGAUACUAGAGGAUUAAAAAACUUCACAGAAUACAUUUUCUUUUAAGAAAAGUUGGAAUUUUUAGAUUAGCUUUUUGUUUUAAACAAAUUAUAUUUGAAACUAUGGGUUCUAUCUCUAAUUUGUUAAGUUAAACACUUAAAAAUAAUCAUAACUUUAAAUAUUUUAAUACAAAGUAGCUCCUGUUGCUUUUAAGUUAUUAAUUUCUUAAUCUGUAAUUGAUAAACUGUGUGAACACUUGUCACUGGAGAGCCGAACAAGUCAAAAGUAUUUGAAAAGGGUUCCAGGUCCUUAGUCCUUGGUACUUGGUCCUUGAAAAGUUGACAAACUUUUCAAAAGUGGCAUUUAGUGGGUUAAUGGUAAAAAGGACGAACGGGGACGAAUCUUUUUAGUUCAUCUGCUAUCCAAAUCCUUUUCAAUUAGAUAAAUUAGCUGGCCACAGAUUUGUGGAUUUGGGCACCUGAAAAUGUCCUCAGAAGUCCUUCGGAGUAGAAGUCCUUUGGUCCGCAAUUAGCGAUGUCACCGUAAUGCGGUUUCCCUUUGGUUGGUUUUUGUUUUUGGGGUUUCCUGGGAGGGUAGGGCUGGAUGAUCCGGAGUCUGGGUUUUUUGGAGUCCUUCCAAUGGUGUAAAUAUUGUCGCAGCUGUCCGUGUGUAGAAAAGCCAAAAACGGGGGGAGUCCUUUUUCGUCACAAAAAUAAAGAUGACAAUGUGAGGGUGGAGUGGAGUGGAGUAGGAGGUGGCAAAUCCAUUUGAUUGAUUGAAUUUAAAGAGCAGCGACAGCCGAGCGACCGGGGCACAAGUAAUGAUGAUGAUAGUGAUGGUGAUGGUGCAGCGUUGCAAUUUCCUCAGAUAUCUUUCGCAAAAGUUCAAAUCAUUAGAGUGAUUAAAGUCCAAGUUGACAGGACCUCUGACAUUUUGCUCUCGGACCCACUAACCCUCAUCAUCUCGAACGUAAACGUAAUGACACUUUCUUUAUUUCUUCAAACUUGUAAAUAAAAAAAGAAAAAUCUUAAGAAAGGUUAGACUCAUUCGGUCGCAUCUAUAGUGUUUUUAAUUAGAUUUUUUCUAUCGACAGUUGUACACUUAUAUAUAUACCAUUUAAAUUGUUGAUUUUGUUCUGUUAUAGCCCCCGAAAGCCAAAAACACAAAAUAAAUCUAUUCUAGCUACAAUUUAAGACGAAAUUUAGCGAUUUUACUAAAAAAAAAAAAAACAGAAAAAUAGAAUCAAGAAUCUAUAGAGAAAACUAUGUGUACUAUAAGUCAGCUAUGCCUAGGAUUAAGUUAAGUGUAUGAUAUUUUUUUUUAUAUAAAAACAUAUACAUAAAUACUAAAAGUAUCAAAAUGAACUACAGAGAACAAAAGCGAAACCCAACAAUGAAACAUUUAACGUCGUAUGUAACUCUUUUUUUUUUUUUGUGGAAUGACUGUAAGCAUUGUAAUUGUAAUUGUAAAUUGUCGAGCGACAAAAAAAAUGUACACACACUGGACACAACAACCGGAAACAUAAAGUAAAUACUAAAAACUAAUUAAAAAGAAUUAAGAGAGGAGUAUAGAUUUAAAGUAAUGGGCAUGGCGUCGAAAUUGGUGUUAACCAUGACAUGUAAUGUGCGAGUGUGCCAGAAUAUUUUUUGGUGUGUGUUGAAUGAGUGUAAACUAAACUGAAUUGCGAUCAAAUAAAAAUUCAAAUUUGUGCAAAAAUACAUUAAAAUACU
Drosophila ananassae is the source of this 7119-nucleotide messenger RNA. It is a transcript of the gene Neto, whose product is annotated as ell-associated factor Eaf. Lineage: Eukaryota; Metazoa; Arthropoda; Insecta; Diptera; Drosophilidae. The transcript has 13 exons. The record is from RefSeq and is a predicted model, not a curated record. Gene Ontology annotation, molecular function: protein binding. Bases 955 to 3492 code for a protein of 845 amino acids.